AUGUCUUACAGAUUCGUACUCAAUGUCUCUUCGGAAGCAAGUUGGUUAAAUAAAACGCUCGAAGAAGUCGAUCCUGAGGGAAUCGCCCUGGGCAGUUAUGAUGGCCCACCUAUUACCCACAACGAGGACUUCAUCAAGUACCGAUCGUACUGUCAUUCUCAUCCCCUAUCCGACAUUUGUACUCGUAUAGAGGAACGUAUGUCUCUGGAUCAUCGAAUGACCAAGGAGGACGUUUCUGCUGUUCGCAUUCUCACAUCACUACCGUAUGCCUUCUGCGACAAUCUCAUCAAUAAAUUACGGCAGGAUCAUGACGCUGAGGAAUGCAAGAAGAAUACAUCAAGUUCUGGCCCUUUCUUGAUGAUAUUUGGAGGUCUGCUGCUGUUAGGUGUAGGCAGAACAGUGCCGUUCUCACUAGGACUACCAUUAAUGGACGACAACGUGAAAAAGCAUAACCUUCCUGUAUAUUUCGCUUGUAUGUUCUUUGUGAAGAUUCUCGGGCCAGUGCUCGGCUUACUCAUCGGUAGCAAGCUCAACGAAAUCUACUACACUUUCGACCCUCCUCAUGGUCUCACUCCGUUGGAUCCCAUGUGGAUUGGCUGUUGGUGGCUCGGCUUUCUUAUAUUUGGGGUUCUUUUAUUCUUCCCAUCAUUAAUUCUGUUCCUGUUUCCUUCGAACCAAUUAGACGAAAGAAAUGCCAGGGCGAAGAUCUAUCCCAAGGAGACUACUCCCAAUGGGACUGAGCCGCUGAAACCAAGGAAAACUUUGAACCUUUACGAUAAACACAUCAAAGUACACGACAAGACUGUCACAGUUGAACAAAAGAUGACUGGCGAGUCAUAUUCAUUCUUCCGUGCCACAGCUUCAGUUUUUUGCUCACCAACUGGCAAACAUUAA
Messenger RNA from Haemonchus placei, 894 nucleotides. The record is from the annotation of a GenBank genome assembly. NCBI's taxonomy places the organism in Eukaryota, Metazoa, Nematoda, Chromadorea, Rhabditida, Trichostrongylidae.